AUGGCAAAAAGUGAAAAUUUUAGAAACCAAGGAACAAUAAUCUAUUUGGCUACUUGGCUGUGCCUCGAAGCGGUGCUCGGCCAAUAUGCCCAGCAGACGACGCCAGUCCCGAUUUUGAAACAGAUAAACAGGUACAACGAGGACGGCAGCUACAGCUACGGGUACGAGGGCGCGGACGGUACUUACAAGAUCGAAUCCAAGUACCCAAGCGGUGAGGUAUAUGGCAAGUACGGCUUCCUCGACGACACGGGCAGUCUUCGCGAGGUCGAGUACGGAGCGUCCAAGCGAGGUUUCGAGCCCACGGGCACUGACAUCAACGUUCCGCCCCCGACCAUCCUCGGCAACAGCCUCCCCGACGGCAAGACCGAGCCUGACGAUGACGGCCAGUACCGCGAAGAUCCCUCCGUCUACUACACCGAUCCCAAGUACACCAAUGGCGAACGCUACGAGGCCGUGUCCAGGAUCUAUCCCCUACAGACUCAACGAUCGGACUACAAGCCCAUGCCCAGGUACAAACCCCUGAUGCCGCAUUACCAUAGAUUAGCAGCAGUGCGACAGGAUCAACUCAACGAGUACCCAGAGUACCAGCCCCAGUACAGAACGCAAUAUCAGUAUCGACCAGUAGCGCUCCAGGUCGCGCAGCUUCAACCGCGGUACAAGCCGAUACCAUACCGAUACACUGGCACUGCACCACCGGGCGUUGUCUCCUACAGCGUCAACUACAGUCGAUGAAAAAGCUUAUAGUUUGCAUUUCUUUAUCUCUAGUGGCUCGACUUCUUUCUUUGUACAUAGAUUGUUUUGCUUAUUUAUGCGCCACCGUGAAUGUACGUGGCCUA
Ceratosolen solmsi marchali is the source of this 836-nucleotide messenger RNA. It is a transcript of the gene CPR27, whose product is annotated as cuticular protein 27. Gene Ontology annotation, cellular component: chitin-based extracellular matrix. Lineage: Eukaryota; Metazoa; Arthropoda; Insecta; Hymenoptera; Agaonidae. The coding region runs from base 1 to 732 and encodes 243 amino acids. The record is from RefSeq and is a predicted model, not a curated record. The transcript has 4 exons. Gene Ontology annotation, molecular function: structural constituent of chitin-based larval cuticle.